Messenger RNA from Penicillium angulare, 1818 nucleotides. Its product is annotated as putative capsule-associated protein CAP1. Bases 1 to 1818 code for a protein of 605 amino acids. The transcript has 2 exons. The record is from RefSeq and is a predicted model, not a curated record. Lineage: Eukaryota; Fungi; Ascomycota; Eurotiomycetes; Eurotiales; Aspergillaceae.
AUGCCUUCCCCAGAUGGCAGGAUGCGGUCCCAACGCCUAAUUCUGUUGCUCGCCAUCCUGCUUUUCGCAUGCCUCUCCAUUGUUUACAUCCGCCCGCCUGCAACCCCGGCAACCGCAGACUCCCCGCAACCACCAGCAAUAGCUCAUCCUACCCCCGAUCGGAUCAAGCAUACCAUACAACAUACAUCGCAAAUCCCGUCGCAGGAAACGAAACAUCCGAUUGCAAAGCUCAUCGAAAAUGCCGGUCAAAAUUUCGAUCAUACGCGAUCGCGCCAAUCUACUUCGUUGGCUCAGGCUGUGAAGGAAUACAAGCGCCGCUACAAUAUGCACCCGCCACCUCAUUUCGAUAAGUGGUUCAAAUUUGCUCAAUCGAAAGGCGUUCAACUGAUCGAUGAAUUCGACUCGAUUUAUCACUCUCUUUUGCCUUUUUGGGCUGUAAAUCCGGCAACUCUUCGCAAGCGUGUUCACGAGACCCUCGGAUUUGAUAAUGCUGUACUGGGAGUACUGAUCCGUGAUGGCAAAGUGACUCUGUCAGAGGGUGGCGGGGAAGAUCGCCAGUGGCAGCGCGAGGCUACAGUGGCCAUGAUGGCGGGGUUCGUGAAAUACUUGCCGGAUAUGGACUUGGUUUUCAACAGCCACGAUGAGCCACGGGUUAUCGUGCCUGGAGAUGAUCUUCAGCGCCUUGUGCAGAUUGCUACGAACAAUGUGAUUCCUGCCGCUUUCAGUACCAAGCCCACGAACAAAUGGUCUCCUCGCGCAACCGAUUUAAACAAGGGAGACCGUCUCGAUGAGGUCCGCGCGACUCAAUUCGUUCGCUUUUCGCACCAACCCACAUGGACACACUCCCGGACAUCGUGCCCAGUUGACAGCCCCUCACGAUCACUUGACGAUGAGCCAGUAGAUGCUACUCACUUAUAUGCCUACGGAGACUUGGGUUUCAUUGCAAAUACUACCGCUUUCACUGAUAUCUGUCUCACCCCAUCCCUGCGACAAAGCUACGGUUUCUUUGACCGCGCGAACGCUUUCGAUAUCGUGACUGAGCUGUUCCCUAUCUUCUCACAGAGCAAAAUAUCUAGCUUCCAAGACAUUCUCUAUCCAAGCCCUUGGUAUUGGGCCGACCAGGUUCCAUAUACCCGGGAGAGGGACAUGGACUGGGCAGCCAAGUCAGACCGUAUGUACUGGCGUGGCUCCACAACUGGCGGCUUCUCGAGAGCAGGUGGCUGGCGCAGACACCAUAGACAGCAUUUUGUCGGCAAUGUCAACUCCCUGGGCGCAGCGAAGACUCUCGUCCAGCAGGCAGACGGCGCAUGGGUCCCGCAAAUAGUUCGCCAAGAAGAAUUCAAAGAUUCCUUCGAUGUCAGAUUCACCUCUGUCGGCCAGUGUGAUGCUACUGAUUGCCGUGCGCAAGAACAAUAUUUUGGUGUGGUAGAGAGGGCGGAUCGGCAGGAUGCAUGGGCACACAAAUACCUCGUUGAUAUUGAUGGUAAUGCUUUCAGUGGACGAUUCUAUGCUUUCAUGCAUAGCAAAAGCUUUGUCUUUAAGACUGCACUCUUCCGCGAAUGGCACGAUGAAUGGCUUAAGCCUUGGGUGCACUAUGCUCCUCUCAGUUUGAAGGGUGAUGAGCACACUGAGAGUAUGCGGUAUUUUUUGGCUGAGGAAGAGGGCCGGAAAGCAGCGCCGAAGAUUGCAGCGCAGGGUCAGGAAUGGGCGCAGAAAGCGCUACGGAAAGAAGAUUUAGAGGUUUGGUUUUUCCGAUUGCUCUUGGAAUAUGGACGUCUGGUGGAUGAUAACCGAGACAAACUUGGUUUCUCGCUAUGA